This is a messenger RNA of Phymastichus coffea, 2274 nucleotides long. Its product is annotated as ATP-dependent DNA helicase PIF1-like. The coding region runs from base 1 to 2274 and encodes 757 amino acids. Gene Ontology annotation, biological process: DNA repair; telomere maintenance. The transcript has 4 exons. Gene Ontology annotation, molecular function: DNA helicase activity. The record is from RefSeq and is a predicted model, not a curated record. NCBI's taxonomy places the organism in Eukaryota, Metazoa, Arthropoda, Insecta, Hymenoptera, Eulophidae.
AUGGCAGCUACUGUCGUUAUUGGGACCGAAAAUACAUCUAAAGAUGUUAUCAACCAUGAUGAAGUUUCUAAUUUCAUAGAAACUCGGUAUGUUGGACCUGUUGAAGCAUGCUAUCGAAUUUUGAGUAAAAGUCUACAAGACAAAAGUCAUACUAUAGAGCGAUUACCAGUUCAUUUACAAAAUCAACAGUGUGUUAUCAUUUCUACUGAUGCAAACAAUUCUUUGAAUAUUGAAAAUGAAAAUGCACGGCAAUAUCUGUACAGUGAUAUUCCAAGGUUUUUUACGUAUAAAAAAGAAAAAACAAAUGGCAUCAAAGUAACCAAAUGGGUAGCACGUAAAUCGCAUUUCAACUGUUUUGGAAGGAUGUUUUCGAUCAGUCCUACACGAAUCGAGUUAUUCCACUUGCGAUUACUACUAUUGCAUGCACGAGGAGCUACAAGCUUCGAUUCAUUAAAAACAGUUAACGGCAUAUUACAACCUUCAUUCAUAGCAGCAUGUCUUGAAUUGGGAUUAAUAGAAGAUGACCAAGAGUGGGCUAAAGCUCUACAAGAAGCAACAUUAUGGAUGAUGCCACGAAGACUUAGACAAUUAUUUGUUCGCAUUUUAAUACAUUGUCAACCAAUUCAUCCAGAAAAAUUAUGGGAUGAUUUUAAAGAUGCAUUAUCCGAAGAUUUUUCAAGGACAAACAAUACUGAUAUAAGUCAUCAAAUGGCAUACGCUGACAUAAGUAAUAUGUUAAAUCAUGAAGGUAAAAGUUUGUCUGAUUUUCCUGCUAUGAAUCAAACAGUAAUUACUCAUUUAUUAGUUGAAAGUAGCGAUCAGUUAUCACAAACACAUUUGGCAGAUAUCGGAGAACAACAAUAUAAUUUAUUGAAUGAACAACAAAAAGAAAUUGUUGAUGUUAUUUUGGAUUUAGCAACUGCUACUAAUGAUAAGGUGAAUAAUAAUAAUUGUUUAUAUAUUGAUGGCCCAGGAGGCUCGGGGAAAACUUUUAUCUAUACAACUAUUUAUAAUUUAUUAUGUUCAAAAAAUAUUAAAGUUACUUCAAUGGCUUUUACAGGGAUUGCUGCAAUUUUGCUUCCAAAAGGAAAAACAGUGCAUAAAACAUUUGGCCUUCCAGUUCCUAUGUAUAGCGAUUCAUCUUCAAGCAUUACGGCGCAAUCUAAAGAAGGUCUUUUGUUAAAAGAAACAAGAGUUUUCAUUUGGGAUGAAGCUCCAAUGGCUCCAAGAUAUGCACUGGAAAUAGUUAACAGAACGCUUAAAGAUGUUAUGAACAAUGAUUUACCUUUCGGUGGUAAAGUUAUGGUUUUAGGUGGUGAUUUUCGACAGCUUUUACCAAUUAGACUUCAUGGAACAAGAAGUGAAACAUUGAAUCUUUCAAUAAAAUACAGUGAAUUAUGGAGGCACUUCAUCAAAUAUAAUCUUACAACGAAUAUGAGAGUUUUACCUCACGAAGUUGAUUUUGUAAAAUUUUUAAUAUUAGUUGGCGAUGGAACAUUAAAUGACCAACACGAUAAUUUGACGUUGCCUGAUCAUUGCAUUCUCGAUAUCAAUAAUGAUGUUGUUCAGACUGUAUUUGGUAAACUAAUCUUAGAAAAGAAAUUUGAUAACAUGAGUAAAUGUGCUAUUCUAGCUGCAAGAAAUGCUGAUGUCGAUGAGAUAAAUAAAUUAACUACUAAUUUGCUAGAUAUCAGCACGGAACACAUUUACACAGCAAUCGACAGUACUGAUGGAUGUGAUAAUGGAGAAUUUGAUGAAGUACUUUUACCUGAAUAUUUAAAUUCCUUAAACCCUUCCAGUUUACCUCCAUAUGAAUUACGAUUAAGAAAAAAUUGUAUCGUUAUGCUUAUUAGAAAUAUUAGUAUUCAUGAAGGUUUAUGUAAUGGUACACGUUUACGGAUAUUAGAUUUUUCACAUCAUUUGUUGAAAUGUCAAGUUUUAACAGGAGAUAAAUCUAAUGAUAUAAUAUUUUUAAAUCGCAUCUCAUUGUUUUGUACUAACGAGUAUCCAUUUUCUUUUAAAAGACGUCAAUUUCCUGUUAAAUUAGCAUUUGCAAUGACGAUUAAUAAAGCUCAAGGGCAAACAUUUGAUAAUAUUGCAAUUGAUUUACGUAGAGACGUUUUCAAUCAUGGACAAUUGUCUGAUAACGAUGACGACCACGUAGAUGGUCUGUCAGGUCGACGAUCGCGACGACGACAACCACAACAACAACAUCAACAACAACAACAACACCAUGCCAGUGUUAUGUCACGACUACGUAGCCGUGACGUGUAG